Molecule: messenger RNA, 2147 nt
Organism: Vitis riparia (riverbank grape)
Lineage: Eukaryota; Viridiplantae; Streptophyta; Magnoliopsida; Vitales; Vitaceae
Product: cyclin-dependent kinase C-2-like
Exons: 13
Coding region: 208-1761 (517 amino acids)
Biological process (GO): protein phosphorylation; positive regulation of transcription elongation by RNA polymerase II
Cellular component (GO): cyclin-dependent protein kinase holoenzyme complex; nucleus
Molecular function (GO): cyclin-dependent protein serine/threonine kinase activity; ATP binding; RNA polymerase II CTD heptapeptide repeat kinase activity
Source: RefSeq, a predicted model, not a curated record
GGUUACUAUUCAUGUCCCUUUUCCUUUUAUCAAUUCUGCUGUGACUGCGCUUUCAUUUUCCAACCAACCUUCCUUCACUUUCUCUCUUAGCUCUAAACCCUUCUCCAUCCUUCUCCCACACAAUUCCCCCUGGUAAAUUACCCUCUUUUCCCCCUCUUCUUCCAUAAACCCUAGUUUUAUUUAGCAAGGAAGGGUCAGGGAGGAACAAUGGCUAUAGCAGCCCCUGGGCAGCUUAAUAUUAGCGAGUCUCCAUCUUGGGGGUCCAGAAGUGUGGAUUGUUUUGAGAAAUUGGAACAGAUUGGUGAAGGCACAUAUGGUCAAGUGUACAUGGCUAGAGAAAUCAAAACAGGGGAAAUUGUUGCUUUGAAGAAAAUACGAAUGGACAACGAAAGAGAGGGGUUCCCCAUAACCGCCAUUCGUGAAAUUAAAAUUCUAAAGAAGUUGCAUCAUGAAAAUGUAAUCAAGUUGAAAGAGAUUGUAACUUCUCCAGGUCCUGAGAAGGAUGACCAAGGGAGGCCAGAUGGUAAUAAAUACAAAGGAGGCAUCUACAUGGUUUUUGAAUACAUGGACCAUGAUUUGACUGGUCUUGCUGAUCGUCCUGGGAUGAGAUUUUCAGUCCCUCAGAUAAAGUGUUAUAUGAGGCAGCUUUUGACGGGGCUUCACUACUGUCAUGUGAAUCAAGUUCUUCAUCGGGAUAUCAAAGGCUCUAAUCUUCUAAUAGACAAUGAGGGAAAUUUGAAGCUUGCAGAUUUUGGCCUUGCCCGGUCAUUUUCAAAUGAUCACAAUGGGAAUCUUACAAAUCGUGUUAUUACCUUAUGGUACAGACCGCCAGAGUUGCUGCUUGGGACCACAAGGUAUGGUCCAGCUGUUGAUAUGUGGUCAGUUGGCUGUAUCUUUGCAGAACUUCUGCAUGGAAAACCUAUCUUUCCUGGAAAAGAUGAGCCUGAACAAUUAAAUAAGAUCUUUGAGCUUUGUGGAGCUCCAGAUGAAGUCAACUGGCCUGGGGUUUCCAAGAUUCCUUGGUAUAGCAAUUUCAAGCCAACAAGGCCAAUGAAGAGACGUCUUAGGGAGGUUUUUAGACACUUUGAUCGGCAUGCUUUGGAGUUAUUGGAGAGGAUGCUGACCCUUGAUCCAUCUCAGAGAAUAUCUGCCAAGGAUGCACUUGAUGCUGAGUAUUUCUGGACUGAUCCUUUGCCUUGUGAUCCCAAGAGUUUACCAAAAUAUGAAUCUUCCCAUGAGUUCCAGACAAAGAAGAAGCGCCAGCAACAACGUCAACAUGAUGAGACAGCGAAACGUCAGAAGCUUCAGCAUCCACAACAGCAUGCCCGUCUUCCACCCAUUCAGCAGUCCGGGCAAGUACAUGCACAGAUGCGGGCAGGACCUAACCAGCCCAUGCAUGGUUCUCAACCCCCAGUGGCUGCAGGGCCCAGCCACCAUUAUGGGAAGCCCCGCGGACCCUCUGGAGGGCCAAGCAGGUACCCUCAGAGUGGAAACCCCAGCGGAGGAUACAAUCACCCAAACCGUGGAGGUCAAGGUGGUGGUGGUGGUGGUUACGGCAAUGGACCAUUUCCACCUCAAGGGAGGGGUCCACCAUAUGCCUCAAGCGGAAUGCCUGGUGCAGGUCCUCGAGGAGGUGGCAGUGGUUAUGGAGUUGGUGCUCCAAAUUAUCCUCAAGGUGGUCCAUACAGUGGUUCAGGUGCUGGUCGCGGCUCAAACAUGAUGGGUGGGAACCGCAAUCAAAAUUAUGGUUGGCAACAAUAAUGCAUUGAUGAUGAUGAGCAGUCUGUUACUUGUCAAGAAUCUACUGAAAUGAAUUAUAGAAGAAAAAGAGAAUCGACUUGGUGCCUAGUACCUUUUUUUUUUUUUUUAUCUCUAUUGGCCACAAGGGACUAGAAAAACAUAUGUACAAUACAUUAUUUUUUUAGGUGGUUGCUCUACCAUUUGAAAAACAGGGGAGCUGCAAAAUCUGAGGUUAUACAUUUCAGUAUGUUGUAUUUUUUAUGUAAGCUAUGUCUAAGAGGAAUGACAUGGACCUGUCUGCUUAAGUAAUAGUUGUGUUCUCUAAGACAAGUUUGUGCUUGUUGGUUCAAUUAUCUUGGAAACUUGUUAUGGUUUCAGUUUUAUUUACGGUUGGAUCAUCUUAUGAA